AUGACACCCACUGGUCAGCUGGUCAGUCGCGCUAUCAUUGUCAAGUAUCUUUGCACCCAAGAGGUUCAAAUCAAGGGAUGCGCUCUGGAUACGAAUGGCCUGAGGCGUUUCAUUGCUCAAAUGGUUCAGGCUGGCUGCAGAGUUGUUGGACUACCUAAUCAGCCCAAGGACCUUAAGGUUUCUGAAUCUCUGAAACAGAGGACAGCCGCCCUACUUCAAGCCAAGUAUACAGGGAUAUCGGAGGCCAAGGUAAUUGAUUACGAAGAAUCACUACGACUGGAGACAAGGUCAGACCUUUCUAAUGAAGAGUAUUACGCAGUACAAAAAUUCAGGAUUAUGGACGCCUACGGCAUUGAGGACCCAUCUAUCCUUACGCCUGAAUGGGUGAAGACCUACAGUAACCCAAAAGAGAUGAAGGUCUUUCAGAAUCUGCGAGCCUUGAAGAACGACCCAGAGUUGAAGAUGACAAAGCAGAGCGACUCGUAUCCUCUCGGGAAAGAUCAAGAAAGGAGGGACACUGGCGCCAUACUACAUAGACUACACCAAUCAAAGUAUACCAAACUAAAGUAUGCAAAAGACAUCCUCUUUGCCUGUGGCUAUGACUCUCCAUUUGAUCCCAAAUGUAGAGCAUCCACUGCUCUCAAAUCAAGCCUGGAUGAGCAAUGGGAAUCGCUAUCGUCAAACAUGCGGAAUAUUUGCACACAACUUCCAUUCCCGUACCCAUCUCAUAGCAACUGGAACUUCAGAAACCGGCAGAACUUUGUUAACUCUGUCUUGAAUGAGGUUCUCCAAUAG
Molecule: messenger RNA, 795 nt
Organism: Lobosporangium transversale
Lineage: Eukaryota; Fungi; Mortierellomycota; Mortierellomycetes; Mortierellales; Mortierellaceae
Exons: 3
Coding region: 1-795 (264 amino acids)
Source: RefSeq, a predicted model, not a curated record